Molecule: messenger RNA, 2980 nt
Organism: Penaeus vannamei (Pacific white shrimp)
Lineage: Eukaryota; Metazoa; Arthropoda; Malacostraca; Decapoda; Penaeidae
Source: RefSeq, a predicted model, not a curated record
AUAGUGAAAUAUCAAAGCAUAACAAUUGAUAAACUAUGAUGCCCACGAGAUAGCAAGUCUGUGUUAUCAGUGAACAAGGUGUCGAAGCUGUGAAAAGCUGAUAUAAAAAAGGGUAUUUCUCUCGUACUCUCGUCUGAGAAACCCUUCCUCACCCCCUCACCCCCUCUCACUCACCCGUCCCCCUCCCUCACCCACACGCCCCUCCCCCCCCCCCCUCGACGCCCCUCAAGAUGGAGCUCCUCACCACGAAGAUCAUCGCCCUCACCCUCAUGGGGGUCCUCUCCCUGUUCUUCGGCCUCCUCCCCCUCCGUCUCAAGAAGUACAUCCACCACGCGAGCAAGAAGAGGGAGAGGAUCGUCAGCUGCCUCCUGUGCUUCGGCGGCGGGGUCCUCCUGGCCACCGUCUUCACCCACAUGCUGCCGGAGACGCGGGAGAACUUCGCCAACGCCUUCGCCAGCAACGUCCUCACGGUGGGGGCGGACUACCCCCUCGCCGAGCUCGUCAUCUGCGCCGGCUUCUUCCUGGUGUACUUCGUCGAGGAAUUCGUUCAUAAGAUCUUCUUCCGGAGGGACCACCACCACGGGCGCAAGAUGACGAAGCUCGCGGCCGCCAUUGAGGGAGAGAACGGCCACUCGCACCACCAUCACCACCAUCACCACCACCCGCACUCCCACCAUCACCACCACGCCCACAGUCACGCCCACACCAACGGCACCUCGCCCACGGAUGUGCAGCCGGUCAAGCCCGACUCUCUGCAGAAUGGGAAGAAGACCCAAGAUCCCGGGCGGUGCGCCGUGUACUCCAUCACGGGCGCCGUGGACUCCUCCAGGGGCGUGGGCGCGGGCGGCGGAGGAGGAGAUGUAUCCUCGAAGACCCGGUGGGCGGAGUCUGGAGUCGAUAACCCAGUGUUUGCAGGAGACAUUGAUGCUGUGACCUGGAACCCCGAGCUCAAGGAUUCCAUUACCAACGGCACGCAGGUGGUGCCCGUGACGACCUCGUCCAGCAGCGCCGUCCCCGAGGCAGUUGCACACGGCGGCCACGGACACGGCCACUCCCACCUCAGUAUUGGCAAACUCGGAAGCAAAGGACUGGCCUCCAAUCUGCGCUCCUUGCUGGUCAUUCUUGCGCUGUCCUUCCACUCCGUGUUCGAGGGCUUGGCAGUGGGCCUCCAGGAGAGAGAGGUGGACGUGUGGUACCUCUUCGGAGCCAUCUGCGCGCACAAGCUGGUCAUCGCCUUCUGCAUGGGGCUGGAGCUCCUGGUGGCGGGCACGGUGGUGGGGCUCAUGGUCGUCUACAUGGUCGUGUUCGCCCUCGUGUCGCCGCUGGGGAUCGCCAUCGGGAUCAUCGUCACGGAGAACAUUACCUCGAACGACGGAGGACACCUCGUGGCCGUGACGAUCCUGCAGGGCCUCGCGGGCGGGACCAUCCUCUACGUCACGUUCUUUGAGGUGCUGGAGCGAGAGCGCAACCACGGCGGCGGGAGGCUCAUGAAGCUGCUGUUCAUCGUGCUCGGCUUCGGCGCCAUGGCUGCCGUGGAGGCCGUGGGAGGGCACUCGCACGGGCCCAGCGGCCACGGGCACAGCCACGGCGGCCACUCGCACGGCGGCGGCGCGUCCUCCCUCGGCCUGGAGGAGGACCUCCACGACCACGACGACCACGGCCACGAUCACCACGACCACGGCCACGACCACCACGACCAUGACCACCACGGCCAUGAUCAUCACGACCACUAAGGCUACCAAGCCCUCGUGCAGUGUAAUCAAAGGGCUUCGGUUUGUGUUGUCGUUCGGCGUCAGCUGGUCGUUCAACUGCAGGGGAGCGAGGCGGCCGACGCUCGCCCCCUGCUGUGGCUGUGAUCCAAGGACUUGCAGAGGAAAGCCAAAAUGGGAAACUAGGAAGCGAGCAGCGAGUGGCUAGUGAUCUCAACAUGUGAUCAUCCUGUACCAUAUAAGAUUAGUGCCUUAAGGAGAAAUUUAAAAAGAACAAUUUUCUUCUCGUUUUCUCUCUCUCUCUGUGAGAAUUCAUUUCUUCCUGAGAUAUAACAGUGCUGAAAGAAAUAUAUAUAUACAGAUGAGACAUAAACAUUCCACUGAAUUCUUUACUGAAAUAUAUCUAGAACAAAAUAGAACAUUUCGUAGUUAUCUUUAUCAAAAGAGGUUUCCCGUUUGUGCAUUUGCUGAUUAGUGGCCAAAAUGUUCAGAAAUCCAGUGUUCCAGGUACUCUAGUGUGUUCCAAAUGUGCUUACAAAUGCAGCACCGAAAAAAAAACAUGUUAGUUUUGAGUUCUCGUGAAAGAGAGUGUGCGUCUUUUCCUUCGAUUUUCUCAUGAGUGUUCAUAGUGACCUUGUGUGUACAGUCGCAUUUUUAUUUCUAUUUUAUUUUUUAGUAUUUUUUUUUACAUUAUGGUAUUUCAUCUUUUCAUGGUUGGUAAUGUCAUAUGAAUAUGUUAAUGAGAACAAAUUUUGUGUUUAUUAACGUUUUCUUAGAAAUAUCUUAUCCAUUUUCUUGGUUAUCGCAAAGACUGUCGCGAAAACAUUCUUAGUGAGAGUACUUAAGUGACUUUGACCUUCCUUACGAUACUAAGAAUAGAUAACAAAUUGAAUACAUGAAUAAAUUCUUGAAACCUGAAAAUUAUUGCGAUAUACAUAGAAAAUUGAUUUGGCUAUUAAACGCAUAUUUUAUCAAACAUCAUUCUGUUGAAACACAUCAUAUUAUCAACAUAAUAAAGUUGUAAUAUGCACGCUGAGACAAGGUAAGAAAAGCUCUGGAAGGAAAAAUCCGUUUUUUUCUUUCUUUCUUUCUCUUUGCCCGCGGGGAUAAAGGAGAUAACAGAGAAUGAAAAAAACGGUUUUAGUGAAAAGGGAUAAGGAAAAAGUGAGGUUUACAGGGCGGGGGUAAAAGCAUGCCCCGAGGGUGGUUAACGGUCACUCUCACCCUUCAGAAGCGUCACCCUUACUUUCCUCCGUCUGCUCAGGAUUAGG